UUUCUUUUCUCCCAUUUCAGACUCUGACCAGCUGAGAGACAUGGCGUCCAAAAUGUUGAAAGGAUUUGAUGACUUGAAGAUCGUUCUGGUUGGGAAGACAGGGGCGGGGAAGAGUUCAGCAGGAAACACCAUCUUGGCCAGAGAGGCUUUUGAGUCUGAACUAGCCGCCGUUUCUGUGACAUCUAAAUGCAAGAAAGAAAGAGGAGAGGUUGGAGGGAGGAAGGUUGCACUCAUCGACACUCCAGGGCUGUUUGACACGAGUUUAGGCAAUGAAGAAGUGUUGAAAAGGAUCAAGAUGUGUAUCGGUAUGUCCUCUCCUGGUCCUCAUGCCUUCCUGGUGAUUCUUCAGCUCGGCAGGUUCACAGAGGAAGAGAAACAAACUGUGAAAAUGAUUCAAGACACAUUUGGUGAAGAUGCAGAUAAGUACACAAUCGUGUUGUUUACCCAUGGAGACAAGCUGAAGAAACAAACAGUUGAAGAGUUUGUUUCAAAGAGCGACGGCCUGCAAGAAUUCAUUCAGAAAUGUCAUGGUCGUUAUCACGUCUUCAGCAACGAGGUGGAAAACCCGUCUCAAGUCACUGAGCUUCUGAAGAUGAUAGACGUGAUGGUCGAGGAUAAUGGCGGGUCGUACUACACCACAGAGAUGUACAUAAAAGCAGAGGAAGAAAUAAAGAAGAAGAAACAACAAAUCCUGAAAGAGUCUGAGGCACAGAUGAAGAAAGAGAUGGAGGAACUGAAAGCCAAGUACUCUGGGGAGAUGUUGGAAAUGCAAAAAGAAAUUGUGAACUUAAGUCGUGAGGCUGAAGCAAGAGCUAAGGCUGAACGUCAAUGUCCUGUACAACCCCCCCCAAACCCCACUGUGUACUCAUAUAGCAGCUUCUCUGGUUCCCAGUUGAACAGUAGGAAAUUCCUUAUUUGGUCAUACUGCAUCGACACAGAACUGUAUAAAAAGUGGUGUUCGUACCCUCCUGGGACAUCAGACGGCUCCCUGCACGGACCAGCUUCACGUUUUUCACUAAGAACUUCGAGAGACUCUGACCAGCUGAGAGACAUGGCGUCCAAAAUGUUGAAAGGAUCUGAUGAGUUGAGGAUCGUUCUGAUUGGGAAGACAGGGGCGGGAAAGAGUUCAGUAGGAAACACCAUCUUGGCCAGAGAGGCUUUUGAGUCUGAACUAGCCGCCGUUUCUGUGACAUCUGAAUGCAAGAAAGAAAGAGGAGAGGUUGGAGGGAAGAAGGUUGCACUCAUCGACACUCCAGGGCUGUUUGACACGAGUUUAGGCAAUGAAGAAGUGUUGAAAAGGAUCAAGAUGUGUAUCGGUAUGUCCUCUCCUGGUCCUCAUGCCUUCCUGGUGAUUCUUCAGCUCGGCAGGUUCACAGAGGAAGAGAAACAAACUGUGAAAAUGAUUCAAGACACAUUUGGUGAAGAUGAAGAUAACUACACAAUGGUGCUGUUUACCCAUGGAGACAAGCUGAAGAAACAAACUAUUGAAGAGUUUGUUUCAAAGAGUGACGACCUGCAAGAAAUCAUUCAGAAAUGUCAUGGUCGUUAUCACGUCUUCAACAACGAGGUGGAAAACCCGUCUCAAGUCACUGAGCUUCUGAAGAUGAUAGACGAGAUGGUCGAGGAUAAUGGCGGGUCGUACUACACCACAGAGAUGUACAUAAAAGCAGAGGAAGAAAUAGAGAAGAAAAAAAAAGAAAUCCUGAAAGAGACUGAGGCACAGAGGAACAAAGAGAUCGAGGAACUGACAGCCAGAUUCUCCGGGGAGAUGUUGGAACUGAAAAAACAAAUAAUGAACUUAAUACAUGAGGCUGAAGCAAGAGCUAAGGCUGAACGUCAAUGUACUGUACAACCCGUCAAUAUACACUUCUGUGUAAUCAUAUAGCAGCUUCUCUGGUGUAAGAUAGUAUAAAGUAUAAUGUCAGUGAUUUCCUUGUAGGCCCAGUGUCUGAAUGAUGAGUCAGCAGCUCCUGAUGGAUGUACAGUCAACUAUCACUGGAUUACUUUGAGUUAAAAACAAGUUCUGAUUUCUAAGCCAAUUUCUAAAAUAGUCCUCACUUUGUAG
Messenger RNA from Sander lucioperca (pikeperch), 2065 nucleotides. RefSeq lists its product as uncharacterized. Gene Ontology annotation, molecular function: GTP binding. Bases 41 to 1885 code for a protein of 614 amino acids. Lineage: Eukaryota; Metazoa; Chordata; Actinopteri; Perciformes; Percidae. The record is from RefSeq and is a predicted model, not a curated record. The transcript is spliced from 7 exons.